Molecule: messenger RNA, 3884 nt
Organism: Amaranthus tricolor (Joseph's coat)
Lineage: Eukaryota; Viridiplantae; Streptophyta; Magnoliopsida; Caryophyllales; Amaranthaceae
Product: pentatricopeptide repeat-containing protein At1g20230
Exons: 2
Coding region: 452-2722 (756 amino acids)
Biological process (GO): RNA modification
Molecular function (GO): RNA binding; zinc ion binding; protein binding
Source: RefSeq, a predicted model, not a curated record
ACGCCGGUGGGGAUGAUCUGGAUUAGUGCUGUUAGUCGAUGGAGAUGUCUGGAAUUUCGAGAAGGGAAUAGGUUUUCGCAGGCUACUGUUGUAUUACUCCUAACUUAUUUUCAAUUACUUUUUCUUCAUGUUUUUCUUCCAGUAGACUUUGUGCAAGUUGUAAAGUACCUUGGAUUUGUUUUCCUAUGAAGGUCUUCCAAUGAUUUUGAAGCUCUCACGAUUUUAUGUAUUCAUUUCAGCAUAAAAUACAGAGUUGCAAUGCACAUUUCAAUUCAUAAGUGUUUCUUUAAUUCCCUCCUCUGCAUACUGCAUUCAUAGUAUUCACAAAUUUAACUACCGAAUUCUUUGAUCAUCUUAUCAAUCUCAUAAAAUCAAUUGAUUCCAAUAAUCAAGGAAAACUAAACACAUUCAUCAAAUGAUCAAGAAUCAAGUUACAAUUUCUUUGUAAAUCAUGGCAAGCAAAUUAUUCAUUCAAUCGAGCAAAUCAACCUUAAUAAUCCCCAAUAUUCGAAAUUUCCCAACCUAUUCAGCUGCUCAUACUCGUCAAAUUCAUGCCCAUAUACUUAAAACUGGCCUUCUUAUAGAUAAUUUUAUCUCCUCAAAUCUAAUUUCUUCCUAUGUAAAUUACCGAUGCUUCAAUGAGGCGACCAUCAUUCUUGACAAUAUUGUUAAACCCAGUUCUUCAUCUUACAGAAUUAUCACCAAUGCUUUAUCGAAAUAUAAUCUUUAUCACAAUGUUCUUCAUCUGUUUAGUAAAAUGUUGAGGGAAGCUGUUUUUGAUGAUUGUUUUAUUUUGCCUGUUGUGGCAAAGGCUUGUGCUGGGAUUUCUGCAAUUAAAUUUGGUAGACAACUUCAUGGGUUUGCACAAGUCUCUGGGUGUUUUCUUGAUCAAGUUGUUCAAUCUUCUAUAGCUCAUAUGUAUGUUAAAUGUGGUCAGUUGAGUGUUGCACACAAAGUGUUCGACGGAAUUCCUGAACCAGAUGUUGUUACUUUUAGUGCUCUUAUUGCUGGCUAUGCUCGAACAGGCAAUGUAGGUAUAGUGGAAGGAUUGUUUUGUGACCUGGAAAAGUUGGGGUUGGAGCCAAACUUAGUGUGUUGGAAUGGUUUAAUAGCAGGGUUUAAUCAAAGUGGAAGGUAUAUUGAGGCUAUUCAUGUGUUCUUAGAUAUGCAUUUGAGAGGUUGUCAGCCUGAUGGAAGUAGUUUCUGUAGUGUGAUAGCUGCAAUUGCGGAUUUGCAGCUUUUAAAUGUGGGUAUUCAAGUUCAUAGUUAUGUGAUCAAAAUGGGCUUUACAACUAACAAAUGGGUUGUUAGUGCCUUAAUCGAUAUGUAUGGUCGGAGUGCUUGUGUCUCGAGAAUGAAACAGGUGUUUGAAGAGAUGGGUUGUAUGGAAAUAGGCUCGUGCAAUGCGUUAGUUUCUGCGCUUGCUCGAAAUGGUCUUGUCAAUGAUGCACUUGCAUUGUUUAGCCAAAUGAAAAAUGAAGGGGUGGACUUAAAUGUUGUUUCUUGGACAUCAAUAAUUAGCUGUUGUUCCCAAAAUGGGAAAGAUAUUGAGGCUUUAGAGCUUUUUAUUGAGAUGCAGCUUGCUGGUGUGAAGCCAAAUGCUGUUACCAUCCCUUGCGUGCUACCUGCUUGCGGCAAUAUUGCAGCAUUAAUGCGUGGCAAAGCAGCGCAUUGCUUUUCUAUCAGGAGAGGGAUAGUAAAUAAUGUUUUUGUUGGCAGUUCUCUCGUAGAUAUGUAUGCAAAAUGUGGCAAAAUAAGGGAUUCUUCGCUAUGUUUCUAUGCAAUGCCGACCAAAAACACAGUUUCUUGGAAUGCUAUAAUUGGUGGAUAUGCCAUGCAUGGACAUUAUAAGAAAGCCUUGGAGAUGUUUGAUUUGAUGAUCGCAAAUGGGCAUAGACCCAAUUCUGUGACAUAUAUUUGUUUGCUUUCUGCUUGUAAUCAGAAAGGUCUCGUCGAUGUGGGGUGGCGUUAUUUCAAUAGCAUGCAUAAAGAGUAUGGUGUUGAACCUAAAAUGGAGCAUUAUGCUUGCAUGGUGAGCCUCUUAAGUCGUAUAGGAAAACUCGAAGAAGCUUAUUCAUUGAUAAAAGAAAUGCCCUUUGAGCCCGAUGCUUGCGUGUGGGGAGCUCUACUAAGUUCUUGUCGGGUUUACAAGAAUUUACAGUUAGGGGAAAUAGCAGCCAAGAGGCUCUUCAAGUUGGAACCUAAAAAUCCCGGCAACUAUGUAAUUCUUUCGAAUAUCUAUGCUUCGAAGAACAUGUGGGCUGAUGUAGACAGGGUGAGGGGUUUAAUGAAGAAGAUAGGUUUGAAGAAAAACCCGGGGUGUAGUUGGAUUGAGAUCAAGAACAAAGUCCAUAUGCUUCUAGCCGGGGAUAAAGCACAUCCCCAGAUGGCUCAGAUACUCGAAAAGUUGGACGAAUUGGGAAUAGAGAUGAAGAAGGCUGGUUUGGAUCCUAAAAUUGAUUAUGUACUACAGGAUGUAGAGGAGCAGGACAAGGAACAGAUUUUGUGUGGACACAGCGAGAAGUUGGCUGUAGUUUUCGGUCUCCUAAAUACGCCUGCAGGGUUUCCUCUUCGGGUUAUUAAGAACCUUAGAAUAUGUGGUGAUUGCCAUGCAUUUAUAAAGUUUAUUUCCAGCAUUGAAGGGCGAGAAAUUUUAGUUAGAGACACGAAUCGAUUUCACCAUUUCGAAGAUGGAGAGUGUUCUUGUGGGGAUCAUUGGUGACUUUCAUUGCCAUGAUCUGGAUUCUUGACAAGAUGAUGCUUGAUGAUGAAAUCAUGUGGCAAAGGAUAUAUAAGGUUACGUAUUUGAUAUUUCGUCGAUGGCAUUACAAUUUCACACAAGUGCACAACUGUGUUGAGGAUUCAUUCUUAACAGACCAAAUCUAUCUGAUGACAAUAUUAAACCUGAAACUGAAACUAUUCGUACUACACACUGACAUCCGUUUGCUUUCCUCUAGUCCCCUCUGUGAAGAAAGUACGGGUAUGGAUUGUACGUCAUCUUUUCUCGCCCAGACUCUGCUUCCAAACGGGACAUUGUGGGAUUCGUGAAGAAAUUAUGGAUGCUUGGAUUGAAUAGCAUUAAGAAGAUGAGAUCGCGUAGCAUCAAACUGUCGUGCUCGAGUAUAACUUGCUCAUAUUGUUGGAUGAUCCCACAACAAACUCUGAUGUUGCAGCUGAGUACUGAGAUAUGAUUAACCUAAAAUGCCUUCUAUAAAGUUCCUAGAAUCUCAAAAACUGAUGUACAUUAUAGGGGUAAGUGGAUAACAUGUCCUAAAAACCGACUAUAUGGUACAACUCUUUCGGGUAUGAGUGACAUUUUGUUGCAUCUCUGAUAGGCUAACCCGUGGUAGUUGGUCUUUCGCUACAACAGGGACCGAUAAUAACAUCCGUUCCUGACUAUGUAACUCCGUUCUAGGAAAGCCUCGUGAUGGCGAGCUCAUUGAUAGUACUGUCUGUUUGGAGUGAAUAAGCUUCUCACCAGAAUCUUUGCUUGUCUUGUGAGGGUAACAUUGUUGUAUUGACAUUGUUGGCAACUAGUAGACUAUCAUGUUGGAUAUCCUUUCAUUAUCAUUAGUCUCAAAAGAAUCUCUCAUCUGAAACAACCUCUUCGUUAUUACUACGAAGGUUAGGUUGUGUAUAUCCGACCCCUCCUAAUUCCGCUUAUUAACAUUGGAGUGAUGGAAUGUUGAUGUUAUCUGAAUAUACAUGGUGCUUUCAAAUUCUAAAUAAACCAUCACUUUUUAAAUUAAACUUUCACAAUAUCGUCUAUGUAGGUUGGGAUUAACUUGUUUAUUUUAAUUCAGGGUAAGAUCGCUAUUAUCAUUAACAAUAAGUUUGUUAAAACUGCUAAUGAAAUUACAUUUAUUACGAAAGCUUUAUUUUGC